Prosopis cineraria is the source of this 1591-nucleotide messenger RNA. RefSeq names its product zinc finger protein JAGGED-like. The coding region runs from base 392 to 1144 and encodes 250 amino acids. Gene Ontology annotation, molecular function: DNA-binding transcription factor activity. The transcript is spliced from 5 exons. The record is from RefSeq and is a predicted model, not a curated record. Lineage: Eukaryota; Viridiplantae; Streptophyta; Magnoliopsida; Fabales; Fabaceae.
UAGUGGGUAAAGUUGUAUUCGAUGAUUUGUUGCUUUAACCUAAUUAAUGGAAAAGGCCAUGUCCUUCUUCAUUAGAAUUAAGCCAUUCUUUGUUUUUAAGUCACGAGACCCACACUGCGCCAUUGUUGAUAUCAAUAAGAGAGAGAGAGAGAGAGAGAGGGAGAGGGAGGGAGGUCCAGAGUGGAAUGGCAGAGGAACUGAUAGAGAACUUUCAAAGCUCUCUAUUCCUUCGUCCAUCACUACUCCAACUAUAGCCUCUAUAUUGCGGUCUUGAACUGGAAGUCUUGCAAUUUAUUAUUAUUUUUUUCAGAACCUUAGUUUUUCAUCUUCCCGAUCUUUAAAGAGUGUUUGCCUCAUAUACAUUUCUUUUUUGUCUCCCUCUGUCGGUACCAUGAGAACAGAAGAGAACCCAUUAGACCUCAACAAUUUGCCAGAUGACUACUCUAGGGAUGGUAAACAAGUCCUCGAAGACACCUCCUCAGGUUGCAGGAAAAAGAAAAGCGGAGGGAAGGAUGGAAAAGAAGAGUGUGGUAAGGUCUACGAGUGUAGGUUUUGUUCCCUCAAGUUCUGCAAAUCUCAGGCUCUUGGUGGUCACAUGAACCGCCAUCGCCAAGAAAGGGAAACCGAGACUCUUAACCAUGCUCGUCAACUCGUUUUCCGAAACGAUCAUUCCAUAGCCGCCCAGUUAGGGUGCUGCCAACCAGUAGUGGCAGGGAGCUACAACAACAACAACGUAGGAGAUCCAACAACGUCUCUGAGAUUUCCCAGAUACUUGUCUGCUUCUUCAUCUUCAUCAUCACCUUCUCAUGCCCCUCAUCAGUCAUACCUGUACGCCUCGUCCUCACAACCAGUCUCGUCCUUUCCUUCUCACCACCACCACCACCACCCAGUGAUCAGCGAUUACUAUGUGGGUCACGCCCUUCACAAUCACAACUACGUGGCAAGCAGUACUGGCGGCGGCGGCGAGUCUGGUUACACCUCCAUCGGUGCACCGGUGGGCCAUGUGUUCGGUGGCGGGGACGACGGCUCACUGCAUAUUCAUGAGGAGGAUGGGUUGAACCCGGGUCGACACAGCUAUUCUGCAGUAUAUCAGCACCGUGCAGAUCCUCCUUCGGCGAUCAAUCGGUUUCAAGACGGAUUUUAAUAUCGAAGGAGCAAGAUUCUCUGAGUCAUAGCUUUCUGUUUCACUGAACUUGUUAAUGGGCCGGGGUUUAAAUCAAGUUUGAGAAGCCUGUAAACAUUAUUAUAAAAUUUAAAUUUGAAAUGCAUGGUGGAAUGACAGAGACAGGAAAUAGAGAGAAAUGUAAAAACAAGAGUUAAGGAUGAUGAGAAAGAUACGGUAUCGAGAGGGAGAGAGAGACUUAACGAGCUAAGCUGACAGAUGUGGUUUCGGGGCUAAUGAAGGAGGAGGAGGAGAGAGAGAGAGCAGGACAGCUUUUGAGGUCAUCGGCUUUGUUUGGAUGGGAGCUAAAAGAAGGGGGGGCUUUGUUUCUCAUUUCAAUUGGUGUGUAGUGUGUACUAUUCACUGUGCCAAAGGGUAACUAAUGCCGGUUAGGCAACAAGUUGGAUAUCAACCCAAUGUUUUUGCUUU